Ctenocephalides felis (cat flea) is the source of this 820-nucleotide messenger RNA. RefSeq names its product zinc finger protein 346-like. The record is from RefSeq and is a predicted model, not a curated record. Lineage: Eukaryota; Metazoa; Arthropoda; Insecta; Siphonaptera; Pulicidae. Gene Ontology annotation, molecular function: zinc ion binding; nucleic acid binding.
UGGACCGCCAUUUUGACAACUGUCAAACUGUCACAAAGAGUUAACCUUAAAUCAUGUUCAAUGUAGUGAGUGAUGUUUAUUUAUAAUUAUAACAAAAUCAGACAAAUAUUAUAGAAAUGACGACUGAAACUGGUGUCAUCGCAUACUCACAGCCUGAUAGAAAACGAAUACUACCUCGUGAUCAAUUCGAGGCUAUCGCAAAAUUUCCAAAAGAAUUAUCUGAAAAAUUUCAACCACUUUAUUGCGGACUUUGCGAAGUGAGGGGAUCUUCUAAUAAAAGCAUUUUUGCUCAUUACAACUCCAAACAACACAAGAAAAAAGUAAAUAGAUAUUUAGAAGAAUGGUCGCUAAAAACUGGAGAACCGAUGCCGAAGAAAUUAUGCGUGAACCAGAAUGAUGACGGAGUAAAAUUGCAUUGUGAGGCUUGCGAUCUUGUACUAACAUCGAAACAACAUGCUCAACAGCAUUAUAUGGGCAAACAACAUCAAAAGGUGAUAGCUGGCAAACGUGAACCGACAGGGUUUGGGCAUUACGAUAAAGAUGGAAAAUGGGUAAGAAUGGAAUCCGCCCCAGACAAAACAGGCAGAUUUGGUAUCGGAACAGGCUUCUUGCCACAAAAUAAUCCUGUGACACAACCCGUGGCUGUAAAUCAUCCUGUAGUGGCACCCCAAAUUUAUCAUCCUGGAGUUACGGCACCAAUGAUUCCUCCUGUGGUGACUCCACCAGAAAUUUCUGUUAAUUCGUUAUGUGCAACUGCUUCGAAGCUCUUGGAGAAAGCUGAGGAAUUGAAUACGAACAGGGUGUCAACGUUACAGGAAAU